AUUGAUUAUCUUUUUUAUUUUCCCUAUCCCAUCCUUUACUCAUUAUCUCUUGUCCAAGGCUUAUUAUUAUUUAAUAAUUUAGUACUUUAUGUUUCUUUGUAAAGUGAAGAACUAGACCUACUUUGAAAGAACAUUUGAACAUGGAAGGCCCCACAAACUCAAACAAUACUACAAAAAAGAGCCAUGUGAAGAUGGAUAAAAUCCUUGCACUAUAUAAAAAUGUUAUUAAGAAAUGCUCAUUACCAGUAUCAGGGUUUAUUUUAAACAUUGCUGGACCUAAUUUAGCUAUAAAAUCAUCCUGGUCGCAGCGGAAUAUUGAAAGAAAGGUGGCUAUUCGCUCUGAAUUGACACAAUUUGUAAAUUAUGAAACAAAGAACAUCCAAACGUUAACAUCAACAGACAUUUCUUCUGAACUGUUGAUAUCAUAUUCACCAUCCGGUUCAUAUCGAGCUUUAUUUAGACAAAUACCAGCUUCAGUAAACACUCCAAAGAAACAACAUUUAGAAAUCUGGAAGGAAAACUUUCUCUGGAAAAUCUUUGAUUUGGCUAAUUAUAAUAUUCAUGGAGAUGUUGCUACUGAUAUGGAAUUUUCAAGUUUACAAUGGUCAACCUGUGAAACAAAACUAAUGUAUGUAGCUGAAAAAAGGCUUCCAAAAGUUGAACCAUUUCUUCCUCUGAAAUGUUCUGGCAAAAUUGAUGAAGAUACAAAAAAAGGGUGUGAAUAUGAUUUGGUCGAGGAUUGGGGUGAACAAAUGUCUGGUAAGUGCACUCCAUUGCCCUAUAUUUGUGAUUUGGAGCAAGAGUCAAUUAGUCUUGCUGCUGGUUGCCCAGAGGAUCAUAGCUUCGGGCAGGCUGUUUGGGCUCCAGAUGGUGGAGUUGUAGCAGUUGCUUGGUCUAAUGUACCUUGGCGAUUUGGAAAUAUGUUUUGUACCCACAGACUUUCUUGGAUUAUUCACAUUAAAACGGAUGGUAGUUACCGUAAACUAAGCAGAGACAAUCAAGCUGUAAGAUGCCCAAAAUUCUCUCCUGACAUGAAAUUUUUGAUUUGGUUAGAACGAGAAGUGGGAGGUCCACAUCAUACAUGUCAUAGAUUGGUCAGUUAUGACUGGAAAACAGAAAAGAGUACCAUCAUUGUAGAUAUUGUCAAAGAUUCUAUUACUAUUAGUGAUGGCCAACAGUUCUAUGGGUUCUACAGUAAAACUCUGCAACCAAGGUGUUGGCUGCCUGAUAAUGAGACCUUAAUUAUCAAUACAGUUCAGAGAGCAAGCAUCAAACCUUACCUAGUGAAUAUAGUGACCAAAACCAUCAGGGCAGUCAGUGAUGACUCGAAUGACAGUUUUAACUUCGGCUUUAUUGAUAUCUGCAAGGAUUUUGUGUUGUGCUACCGCAGCUCUUUGGGUACACCUCCUUCACUGUUAUUGGGUAAAAUUUCUAAUACAGAUGCUAUUAAUUGGAUAACAUUGUUGGAGCAAGAAUCCAUUGGUAAUUUUAAAACUGGCAUUCUCAGGCUGGAUGCAAAUUGUGAAGUAGAAAGCGCUAGCAAAUUUUCUGCAAUAUACAUGGUUCCUGACGAUGUCAUUAAUGCUCCUUUGGUCGUGUGGUCUCAUGGAGGACCACAUUCUGCUUUUACUAAUGGAUUUAUUAUUUUUGCCAAUUUUCUCGCAUCUCUUGGUUUUGGAAUGGUAUUGACAAACAUCCGAGGUACAGUUGGUGCUGGCCAAGCCUCAGUCAACUUCCUUCUAGGUAAAGUUGGCAAGACUGACGUCAGAGACACUCAACAGGCUGCAGAGGCUGUCCUCAAGAUGUUUCCAACCCAGCUUUCGCCUGACAAAUGUCUUCUGUUUGGUGGAUCCUAUGGGGGCUUUCUGUCACUUCAUAUGGCUGGACGGUAUCCAAGUUUUUACAAAAGUUGUGUGGCUCUAAAUCCUCCUUGUGACCUAGCAACAUUCCUUGAGUCCGACAUUCCUGACUGGCCAUUAGUUGAAGCAGGCUUUAGUUUUGAACCAACACUCCAACUUACAGCAAAGAUGUUUGAGGCACUGAUGUCUAAAUCACCUAUCAUUUAUGCACCAUCCAUGACUGUACCAGUUCUAUUCCUCCUUGGAAAAAAGGAUGUGCGGGCACCUAUUCACCAAAGUCUUUGUUAUUACCGACAGCUCAAAAUAAAAGGUGUAAAGACAAGGGCCUUGGUGUAUGAUGACAACCAUUCAAUAACACAAUUGCCCCACGAGGUUGAUUAUGAAAUCAAUUCUGUUCUUUGGUUUCUGGAGAAUAUUGAACAUGUAAUGGAGUAAUAAUUGAAAUUGUUUUUUGUAUAUUAUUGUAACUAAAGUAUUUUUAUUAAAUUGUAUCAUUACUUUUACAAAAAAAAAGUCUCUUUGUUU
Messenger RNA from Nezara viridula (southern green stink bug), 2384 nucleotides. NCBI's taxonomy places the organism in Eukaryota, Metazoa, Arthropoda, Insecta, Hemiptera, Pentatomidae. The record is from the annotation of a GenBank genome assembly.